AGGAAACAGCCCGUCGGGCACCGCACUGCCCGCCGCCGACCUCCUCUUCCAGGCCCUUCCGGGAGUCGCCGCCCUUUGCCCCCGGAAGUGGGCGGGAGAGGAAGCGGCUGGUGAUGCUGGAACAACAUGGCCGUCCCGGCGCCAGUCGGCCCCUCGGCCUCCCGCUGUCCUCCGCUGGUCGCCGGCGUCCGGCUGCUCCCACUGCUGGGGCUGCUGCAGCUGCUGGCUCAGCCCGGCCUGGGCCGCGUCCACCACCUGGCGCUCAAGGACGAUGUGAGGCAUAAGGUUCACCUGAACACCUUUGGAUUCUUCAAGGACGGGUACAUGGUGGUUAAUGUCAGCAGCCUUUCUGUAAAUGACCCUGCGGGAGCCACAGACAAGGACACAACCAUUGGAUUCAGCCUGGACCGCACAAAGAAUGACGGAUUUUCUUCUUAUCUGGAUGAAGAUGUGAAUUACUGUAUUUUAAAAAAGCAGUCUGUCUCUGUCACCCUUCUAAUCCUAGACAUCUCCAGAAGUGAGGUGAGAGUAAGAGCCCCCCCAGAAGCUGGUACACAGUUACCAAAGAUCGUCUUCAGCAAGGAUGAGAAGGUCCUCGGCCAGAGCCAGGAGUCCGGGGCUAACCCUGUUUCAGCGGGCAGCCAGACUCCGCCAAAACAAGACAGUGGAAAAUCUAAAAGAAGCACAGUAGAUUCAAAGGCAACGGGAGAAAAAUCCUUUUCUGUUCACAAUAGUGAUGGGGCAGUUUCUUUUCAGUUUUUCUUUAACAUCAGCACCAAUGACCAAGAAGGCCUCUACAGUCUUUAUUUCCAUAAAUGCUCUGGGAACGAAGUGCGGUCUGGCGACAAGUUUUCCUUCAGUCUUGAUAUUGAGAUCACAGAGAAGAACCCUGACAGCUACCUCUCCGCAGGAGAGAUCCCCCUCCCUAAAUUAUACAUAUCUAUGGCCUUUUUCUUUUUCCUUUCUGGGACCAUCUGGAUUCACAUCCUUCGAAAACGAAGGAAUGACGUAUUUAAAAUUCACUGGUUGAUGGCGGCCCUUCCUUUCACGAAGUCUCUUUCCUUGGUGUUCCACGCGAUCGACUACCACUACAUCUCGUCCCAGGGCUUUCCCAUCGAGGGUUGGGCUGUCGUGUACUACAUCACUCACCUCUUGAAAGGGGCCCUCCUGUUCAUCACCAUCGCACUCAUCGGCACGGGCUGGGCUUUCAUUAAGCACAUCCUUUCCGAUAAAGACAAAAAGAUCUUCAUGAUCGUCAUCCCACUGCAGGUUCUGGCGAACGUGGCCUACAUCAUCAUAGAGUCCACUGAGGAGGGGACUACGGAGUAUGGCUUGUGGAAGGAUUCUCUGUUUCUGGUCGACCUGCUGUGCUGUGGAGCCAUCCUCUUCCCGGUGGUGUGGUCAAUCAGGCAUUUACAAGAAGCAUCAGCGACAGAUGGAAAAGCUGCUAUUAACUUAGCAAAGCUGAAACUUUUCAGACACUAUUACGUCUUGAUCGUGUGUUACAUUUACUUCACCAGGAUCAUCGCAUUCCUCCUCAAGCUCGCCGUUCCGUUCCAGUGGAAGUGGCUCUACCAGCUCCUGGACGAAAUGGCCACGCUGGUAUUCUUUGUUCUAACGGGCUGUAAAUUCCGUCCGGCAUCAGAUAACCCCUACCUACAGCUUUCUCAGGAGGAUGACCUGGAAAUGGAAUCCGUAGUGACGACAUCAGGGGUGAUGGAGAACAUGAAGAAAGUCAAGAAGGUGACCAACGGCUCGGUGGAACCCCAGGGCGACUGGGAGGGCACCGCGUGACGGAGCAGCCUGGGGGCUGGGACUGUCCAAGAGAACCUCUAAUUUAUUACUCGUCCUAGUGGUGAGCAGGAGCACCUCCCGACAGUGACACCACAGAGCACGCGGCUGGGAACAAAGUGCCACGGAAACCUAAUUUUUUACUCUCUUUUAUGGAAACUGGAUCUGUGGCUGCUUAUGGGCAGCUAGAAUUCUCCUUCAGGUGGGAAUGGUGGGGAGGGCGUGUAGACAGAGGAGGACAAGAGGAAGACUUGGUUUGUAGUUUCUAUUUCUUUCUUUUUCUUAAUUGGGAACUCUCCAGAAAGACGCAGUUGUGCCCCCCAGAGUGUGGCCGCAGGGAGAGGUGUGUUGGCGGACGGGGAGGGCGGGCAGCGGCGCGAGGCCGGGGCCGGGCCCGGCUCGGGAAUGAGGCUGCAGGAAAAGAGCAGGGGCUGAGGCAGCAUACAGGGACUUGGAAGAGAGACGGAACUCACCGUGGCAUCUUUGGGGUACAAAAAUGAAUGAAAUUAACCUAUCAAAAAAAAAAAAAAAAAGAAUGAAAUUAGGUUAUUUUAGAAGGCACCAUCAAAAGCCAGUUUAGUGUAUGGAGCCUGCCGCGGGGUUCCUGGCCCAGAGUGUUGCCCCAGACCUUGACCCCAGACUCUGAAAGUGACCAGGAACCAGCAGCUCCAGAGGCCCUGCCGUCUUCUUCCCAGAAGGGCUGUGUCAUCUGGGGGCUGAGCAUCCCCGUCAGAGUCAGGGCCCCGGAACCGUGGUGGGAAGUGCUUUUCUUGAUGGAAGCGGAUGUGGUGUUGUCUAACGGAUGGACAGAAGUGUACAUUUAAGCUCAGAAAGCGUUAUCCAGUAGGAUUCCCUCAAACAGCUGGCUCCCCUGACUGCCCAGAGCAGGACCACCUCUUUUCCUUCUCUCGCUGUGGCUGUGUCUGUUUCGUGUAAUCAAAAUAUGGGGAGAAACGGGAAGGAGUUUUCUUUAAAGGAGCAGCUGGGGGCAGACAAGGUAGUGUUUAAGCGGAUAUUUAAGUACAAGCAAAAAUCAUCAUCACUAAAAAGUUUUUCCUACAAACCAGGUAGGCUUUCUAACAGGAAUGAAACAGACCUCGUCCCCUUCUCCCCAGAGCGUGCCUGCCAGGAGAGCAGGUGUGUUGAACAGCUUUUCUCUCUGGGGCUGGGGAUGGCGAGCUCCUUCUCGGAGACUCAGCAGAGGGCCCUUCCAAACUCUCCGAGCCUGGAGAGGAGCGCGGCAGCCGCCUCAGGGGAACAGUGGUACAGCUGGUAGUGAAGUCCUUUGGAUGGUGGGACGAGCUCAGAAGGUCCACUGUGGCCCCAGGGUGGAGGUGGGCGGUAAUCCCCCUCCAGAGUGAUGGUGACCCAGACCUGAGCCCAGAGGCUGAACCGUGGCUUUGUUGGAAACGUUUCCGAGGGUGCCAGGAGCCUGCACCUGCCUGGGCCUGGGGCUGGGGGUGGACAGCCGUCUCUGGAGGUGGUUUUCUCUCCUCCCCGGCUUGGAAGCGUCUUUCAGAAACUGCAGAAUUCGGGGGGUGGCCCUCAGCUCCCCAGGUUCACCACCUGAAGAGUCUGUCCUCAGUUGUCCCUCUCCUGUCCUCUUUGUCCCGGACGAAGGGAGCAGGAGAAUGUCCUCUUCAUGCACUUUCCUUAGCCCUCGGUGCUCUGCGCGGCCCUUCCUGCACAAAGGUUCCGUCCUGGCUGGGCAUGGGGUGUGAGCUGGAAUCUUCUGUCUUCCGAGGCUGCUGCUGCUCGCCUUGCCGCAGAUUUGAGGGCAGGGAUCAUGUGUCUUCCCAGUUUGAGGAGCAAGGAAAUUUGCCCUAAGUAUUUAUUUAAGGGACCGCUUCUUUGUCUUUCUGUCUUCCUUCUUUCUGUUUUCUUAGAUGGGGGCUACAUGAUCGGAGUAGGAGGUUUCAGGGAGGACGGGAAUAUUAAGACUGUUUUCCUGGCUUAAACACAGUCCCAGUACUUCCAAAAUGUGUCUCAUAACUGUGAUCAAACCCCCCCUCGGUGCUCCCCUCAGAGGGACGCCUUUGCUGUUCGUCCUGAGAGCAGAUAUUCUUGACUGGUCCCUAGACUUCUUGGUAAGACCCAGAAGUGUGAUGAAACCUCCCUCCUCCCCCGGAAAGGGUCCCUGCAGAGGUGUCCUUGAUUCACUUGCUGGAAGCCAGGGAGCGAAGGAGCCCUGGAGGAGAACGCGUUGGGGCAGCUCUGACCUGACUGCACCACCCCCCCCAGCUGGCCGUGGCUCCCCCCUUCCUCUGCCAGAGCCUCGAGCCUCGGCAGCCAUGUGAGGCCGGGAGCCAGAGUGUCGGGCUCCCGGUGCCACACAUGCACCUCCGGGCUCAGGUGCACAGUGGCUGAGGGGCCGCAGGAUGGUCGCGACCCUUCUGAACAGAAGGGUGCAGGCCAGAUAAGGUCGUGAUUUAGGAGUCUGCCCGAGUCCUGUAUUGUAACUGGAAGGAGGUUCGAAGUGAGGCCCGGUGAUAAGAAAAAUCAAAACCCCAGCCCCAGUUUGGGAUUACUGGUUUUCCCACAUUUGUACAGGUUGUUAGAGCUCUCCUUCCUGUUCUGUGAAAAUGUCUUCCUGGUGUCCGUCAUCUGGGCGCUAUGACCCGCCCUCAGCUCUCUCCGGAGCAGAGAUGACUGCUGGGGUCCAAAGCCAGCUGGUCGCCCCGGGCCUUCCAGCAGCCCACAUGGUGCGUCGGGAGGCAGAGCUCCUACAGCUGAACAGCGUUUUGGGGCCCGGGCAGGAAGGCUCGGGUGUGUGUGUGAGAGCGAUGGGCAGUAUUUACAGCUUCGCCUUGUGCUCCUGCUCCCCGUUUCUGCCUCUGCAGGACUGCCCUGCUUCCUUUGAGAGAGCUGCUCUGGGCCCCCCGGGCGGCCGGCUGCCAGCUUUGAGGAAGGAAAGGGUCUGUUGUCCCGUAAUAAAGUAUGUAUGUUUUGCUAGAAAAUUACUACUUAGACAGCAGGAACAAUCAUCGAUCUCUUCAUCCUGGCUUCUAACCGUGGCCAAAAACGCCAUCAGCCUGUUUCUUAGGUUCCUUGAUGCUUUAAAAUUUCAGUAGCCGCGUGUUCGAACCUGCUGACUCCAGCUCCGGUGGACUGGUGGCCCGUUCUCCCGUCAGGAGCUGCUUACUCCAGUGUGAAGGAUGGCUUCCCCGAUCGUAGCCUGAGUCAGUUCCAUUUUCUUCCAAAAAAUCACUUUGGAGUAAAAUGUCCAGGUGUGGUUUCUCCCGGACACAUCUGGGCAGCCCCGCAGCACUGCCUCUUCCUGCUCCCAGUGCCUGUCCCGGUGCGCUUCCUGCUCCUGCGUUGUGAGCUCCUCCCGAUAGCUGCUCCCUCUUGUUCCACUACCUGCCCCCCCCAGCCGCUCCUCCUCCCCCUCCUCCUCUCCCCUCUCCUCCUGCUCCUCCUCAGCCCACGGCUAUCGGUUGCACAUGGGCUCCGUCUGGGACUAGGGGCUGAAGGCUUUGGUGCGCUGCAGCAUUUUCUCCCGGUAGCCGUGUGACAGAUGUACUUUCUAAGCCAAGGAGAGUUUUCUCGAGAGUGUACAUACUGAUGCUGCGCGUUGCGCUUUGGGCCCUCGCACACCAGUGUGUUCUGGUGGAAUACUUAAGAGCCUGUUACCAGGAGCCAGUCCUUACGGACCCCGAAGAGCGUGAAAGAUCCCCGUUUGACUUGCAGGCGGCAUCCGGGCCACCUCCCACAGCCGGAGGCGUCUUCUCCCCAGGAAGGCUCUCAGAACAUUAGAGGGUCUGAUGAAGGGGUUAGCACUGCUCCCUGCACUCCGUGGGCCCGCGGGACUAUUCCUGCUGACCCGCUGCUGGAUUUCAAGGGAAGCCCAUCCCAGCCCCCUCCUUGCCUCACACUCCACAGUCACCCCCUUUGCUUUCGUCUGACCCACCCUGGCCUUCUAACAGAUUGAGAAUGUGCUCGGUCUCCAGUGCCCGUGGCUGCUACCUGUCUCUCUCGUUUUGGAUUCAGUCGGUAAAUGAGAAGGUUCCCCACUAAAGAAUUUAGGCUUUGACUUGGUACUUCUUGGUAUGCCAAGAAGGCGUUUAUCUGGAACACGCCGUAUGUUCGAAAAGAUCGCUCUUGACUCGCGGUUUCUUCCUCCCGGGUGCUGGGGGCCCACCUGAGUGGGUGCUAAUACCUGUCCCACCUGCAGUGUGCUUAGGUGAACUGAACACUCCAGCUCUCCCCAGGGGCUGUGCUCUACCCUGUACCCCCUCUGGAUGGCUUAUUCUUGGAAAAUGUUUCUCGGUGUCUCUCUGUUAGGGCGUGGGACAUGCACAUCCCCCGAACCCCUGUGUGAGGAGGGCAGCCCGACCGAGAGAGGGACUAGGCGGUGUGGGAGCCAGGAUCAGGUCGUGUCGCACAGGGACUGUUUGAGUUCCGGGGUAGGAAGUCUGCAGGCAGGCCGUUGGGGAAGAAGGAGUUCUGGGUUAAGGGUUAAAGUGAGAAAUUAAGGGUUGAAGUGAGACAGAAAAGCUCACUCACUUCAAGAUAGCUCAUUUUAGGGCCAUCUUUGAAGUUGUGCAGUGGACAGCCAAAUCAGAUGGGGUGGGGGGCAGCAGGCAGCCUUCUUAGCAUUUCAGAUACUUACUACAAAAGGAUCCCCAAAUCCCGGCCAAACCGGGGGUGGGGGGUUGGUUCUUGGCACCUUAAGCAGCUUUUCCCACCAUAAAUUGGAUUUGCCUGGUCAUGUGACCUCAAAAGAAGUCAGACACAUUUAAUCCAGAAAUAAGUUUCAUUUGGGGGAGAAAAUGUCUGUAAAUAUCAUUUGCUUUCCACGGUAGACUGGGAUGCAGGAGUUUUCAGUAUUUCUUUUUUUUAACACUAAUGAUCACUGAAGAGUAUUUAUGUAAACACGGACCGGGUGGGGCUUCCAAUCAGGGUGAGGUAUGGGCUGGAUUCUCUCGCUGUGAUGCAGACAUGUAAAAUAAAGAUUCUCUGACGGAAA
This is a messenger RNA of Neogale vison (American mink), 6760 nucleotides long. It is a transcript of the gene GPR107, whose product is annotated as G protein-coupled receptor 107. The record is from RefSeq and is a predicted model, not a curated record. NCBI's taxonomy places the organism in Eukaryota, Metazoa, Chordata, Mammalia, Carnivora, Mustelidae. Gene Ontology annotation, biological process: clathrin-dependent endocytosis. Gene Ontology annotation, cellular component: membrane; clathrin-coated vesicle; Golgi apparatus. The transcript is spliced from 18 exons. Gene Ontology annotation, molecular function: clathrin heavy chain binding. The coding region runs from base 127 to 1794 and encodes 555 amino acids.